AUGUCGCUCAAUGCGCCUCCUCUAGGAGUUCCCAACCGAAAACCCGUGCCGGUCGUCGAAAAGCCCGACCCUCACGCUGAAGAAUCGCCACCAUCGCCCCCUGAAUCCGUAGAAAAGCAGCAAGCAUCAUGGAUCCAGCAAUGGUCUCAACGGGGGUCUCAAUUCUGGACGCAGUCCUCCAGACGAAAACGCCUUCUCCUUAUAUCGAUUCCAAUUCUCUGUCUCCUCGCUCUCAUCAUCGGUCUGGCGGUUGGUCUAACCGUGCGGAAGCGAUCAUCGAAUCUCCCUCUCCCUACCUCCAAUGGAGGCCCUUACUCCGGAGAUCUGACCUACUACGACCCGGGGUUGGGAUCCUGCGGCAUCACGAGCACCGGAUCUGAGCCCAUCUGCGCCGUCUCCCAUGUCAUCUUUGAUGCUGCUUCCACCAGCGCCAAUCCCAAUGAGAACCCGCUGUGUGGCCUGAAAGUGCGCAUCCGGCGAGGCGAGACGUCGGUCGAUGUCAAGGUGGUAGAUCGAUGCGUCGGAUGUAAAGCGACCGAUCUGGACGUCUCCCGGUCAGUGUUUGGGCAGCUGGCGGAUCUGGACCUGGGUCGUGUGGUUGUCGAAUGGGCCUGGCUGGAGGAUGCGCCGGUCAAGAUGGAAUAG
Molecule: messenger RNA, 645 nt
Organism: Aspergillus terreus NIH2624
Lineage: Eukaryota; Fungi; Ascomycota; Eurotiomycetes; Eurotiales; Aspergillaceae
Exons: 3
Coding region: 1-645 (214 amino acids)
Source: RefSeq, a predicted model, not a curated record